Messenger RNA from Anopheles bellator, 3570 nucleotides. RefSeq names its product hypoxia up-regulated protein 1 (gene Grp170). Gene Ontology annotation, molecular function: ATP-dependent protein folding chaperone; ATP binding. The transcript is spliced from 2 exons. The coding region runs from base 112 to 2994 and encodes 960 amino acids. Lineage: Eukaryota; Metazoa; Arthropoda; Insecta; Diptera; Culicidae. The record is from RefSeq and is a predicted model, not a curated record. Gene Ontology annotation, cellular component: endoplasmic reticulum chaperone complex. Gene Ontology annotation, biological process: negative regulation of hypoxia-induced intrinsic apoptotic signaling pathway; cellular response to hypoxia; endoplasmic reticulum unfolded protein response.
UAACAGGUAGCUAGCAGCCCAGUGACCUAGUUUGUGGCCAGUUCCGGAUGCGGGAGCCGAUUUCAUCAUUUCCAUUCCUCAACCCCAAUACAGAGUGCUGACGCCGUCAGCAUGGUUCCACGUCACUGGUUGCUGCUGUUCGGGGGCCCGGUGCUGCUGUUGGUAGCGUUUGCCAGCCUGGCGCACGGGGCCGCCGUAAUGUCGGUGGACCUGGGCAGCGAGUGGAUGAAGGUCGGCGUGGUGUCACCGGGCGUCCCGAUGGAAAUUGCUCUCAACAAGGAGUCGAAACGGAAAACGCCGACAACGAUUGCGUUCCGGAACGGGGACCGCGUGUACGGUGAGGACGCGCAAACGUUGGGCGUUCGCUUCCCGCCCAACAGCUACAGCUAUUUGAUCGAUUUGCUGGGCAAAACGGUGGACAAUCCGAUGGUUGAGCUGUACAGAAAACGGUUCCCGUACUACGACAUCGUGGAAGAUCCGGUGCGCAAAACGGUCGUUUUCCGGACCGGCGAAGAGCAGUUCACGAUCGAAGAGCUGAUCGGGCAGCUGCUGCAGGUGUCCAAAGAGUACGCCGAGGACUCGACCGGCCAGACGAUCAGCGAGUGUGUGCUGAUAGUGCCCGGAUUUUUCGGUCAAGCCGAACGGACGGCCCUGGUGUCGGCGGCCCGGUUGGCCAACCUGAAGGUGCUGCAGCUGAUCAACGACUACACGGCCGUGGCGCUCAACUAUGGCAUCUUCCGGCGCAAGGAAAUCAACGAGACGGCACAAUACUUCCUGUUCUACGACAUGGGAGCGUACAAGACGUCGGCGGCCGUCGUAAGCUAUCAGCUGGUGAAGGAUAAGGCGACGCGUGAAACACACCCCGUCGUGCAGGUGCUGGGCGUGGGUUUCGACCGGACGCUCGGUGGACUGGAGAUGCAGGUCCGAUUGCGCGAUUUCCUCGGCCGGGAGUUCAACAAAGCGGGCAAAACGAAAACGGACGUGUUCACCAAUCCGCGAGCCAUGGCGAAGCUGUUCAAGGAAGCGGGCCGCCUGAAGAACGUGCUGAGUGCCAACACGGAGCACUACGCGCAGAUCGAGGGUCUGCUCGAUGAGCAAGACUUCCGGCUGUUGGUGACACGCGAACAGUUCGAGGAACUGUGCAAGGAUCUGUACGAGCGGGUGACGGCCCCACUGGACAAAGCGUUGGCCGGAGCGGGCCUGCAGCUGGAUUUGAUCAAUCAGGUCGUUCUGUUCGGAGGCAACACACGCGUCCCGAAGGUGCAGGACAUUCUGCGGGCCCACAUCGGGCAGGAGCUGGCGAAAAACAUCAACGCCGAUGAGGCCGCCUGCAUGGGGGCGGUUUACCGAGCGGCCGAUCUGGCCACCGGUUUCAAGGUGAAGAAAUUCAUCACGAAAGAUGCGGUCCUGUUCCCGAUCCAGGUCGUUUUCGAUCGGGAAGGGGAGAGCGGAGCCAUGCGCCAGGUUCGCCGGACACUGUUCGGGUCGAUGAACUCGUAUCCGCAGAAGAAGGUCAUCACCUUCAACAAGCACACGGACGAUUUCGAGUUCACGGUCCAGUACGCCGAGCUGGAGUCGGUGCUCGGAAAGGAUGGGGUCCUUGUGCUCGGACCGUCGGUGGAUUUGGCGCGCGUCCAGCUGAGCGAGGUGGCCAAACGGCUGAAAGCAAACACGGCCGACAAUGUAGAAUCGAAGGGCAUCAAGGCGCACUUUGUGCUCGACGAUUCAGGCAUCUUUUCGCUGGCCAACGUCGAGCUGGUGCUGGAGAAGACGGUCACCAAGGCUGACGGAGAGGGCGACGAGGACGAGAGCACGUUCCAGAAGAUCGGCAACACGAUCAGCAAACUGUUUUCGGGCGAUUCAACGGAUGGAUCGAAGGCAUCGGAGGCGAAGGCUACGGAAGAGGGCGAACGGGAGGAAGAGGCCGGCGGAGAGGAAGCGAAGGACGCCAAGGAGGGUGGCGAAAAGCAGUCACCGAAGCAGAAGGAAGAUGCUGAAGCCACGAAGGCCACCAAACCGGAAAGCAAUGGAACAUCGUCGGACGAGGCCGGAGCGACGGCGGCAAAGAAUGCUACGGUGAAGCCGAAGAUCGUGACCCUCAAGGAGACGAUUCCUUCGAAGGUUGAGCUUACCUUCGUACACCCGCUGGACGGUGACCAGUUCGAGUCGUCCGCCAAGAAGUUGAGCGCCCUUGAUGCGAUCGAUAAUGCCAAGAAGCGACGCGAGACGGCCCUGAACGCCUUGGAAAGCUUCGUGAUCGAUGCGCAGGUCAAACUGGACGAGGAGGAGUACGCGUCGUGCAGUACGCCGGACGAGAUCGAAACGAUUCGGAAGCGGUGCGCCGAGCUGUCGGAUUGGUUGUACGAGGACGGGACCGAUGCCGAUGCGGAAACGUACGAAACGAAGCUGGAGGAACUGAAGAGCGUAGCGAACGAGGUGUACGCGCGACACUGGGAGCACAACGAGCGCCCGGAGGCCCUGAAUGGCCUGAAGCGGAUGAUCAACGGUUCGGAGGCGUUCCUGCGCAACGCGAAGAACCUCACGAAGGAGGCCAACCCGGAGAAGGAUGUAUUCACGGCGGUGGAGAUCGAAACGCUCGAGAAAGCGAUCCGUGGAACGAUCGAGUGGCGGGACACGGAAGUGGCCGAACAAGCCAAACUGGCCCGCAACGCACCGGUUCGACUGACGGUGAAGGCCAUCGCGGAUCGGAUGGCGAUGCUCGAUCGCGAGGUGCAGUAUUUGGUGAACAAAUUGAAGCUGUGGCGACCGAAGGUGAAGCCGACGCCACCACCGAAACCGGAGAAGAAGCCGGUUGCCGGCGAGACGGACGAGGAGGGCACGAAGGAGCCAUCCAGUGCCGAGGAGCAGGUGGUCGAACAGACGCCGGAGAAGGACCUGUCGGAAGAAGAUGGUGGUGAGGGGUUGAAGGUGGAAGAGAUUGAUCCAACGGACACGCUCAAGAACGCCGAUGGCAGCGAUCACACGGAACUGUAGAACCGAGAGCACAAACUGGACAUUUGUUUCCUUCACCACCACCAUUAACGCCAAACUAGAGACACACACGGUAUCUCCGAAUCAUCAUCCCCUUUUCACCAUCCAUCCAAUUCAACGCGAUUUGUGGACGAGCUCCGUAUUUAUAUCUCCCCGUGGUCUCCCGUGUCCCCUCUUUGUUUUGUUUCCCUCCCAACCACCAUCUCAGACCAUUCCUUGAGUUAGAUUAGCAAAAACAAACAAUUCGCCGUGGCCUAGCAGCAGCAAAUCCGCACUGACGCACUUUCGGCUAACGGGCGGGCAUCGGUCCAGAAGCUGGAUCUCCGCCCGGUGAUAUGCAACGAUGAACUGAACAAAUGUGAGCUGAAUUCGAGCAUUCGCUGAGUGGAGGAGCUUGAGUCGAUUGUAAAAUGUAAUGGCGCAGAGCAGCAGCUAGAAGCAGCGAUUUUCGCCGCGCAAAUGAUGGACCAGUUUUGAGGAGAUCGAAUGAAACAGUUGAGCACAGGGAGCGAGCAAAUGGGUGGAAGUCGGACUUUAGCGUAAGCGACCUGAAAAAGAAACACGAAGAUCGUAGUAAAC